Molecule: messenger RNA, 870 nt
Organism: Pocillopora verrucosa
Lineage: Eukaryota; Metazoa; Cnidaria; Anthozoa; Scleractinia; Pocilloporidae
Source: RefSeq, a predicted model, not a curated record
AUGCAAUGUUCAGUUGUUCGUCAAGUUCCGGUUUCGAAUUCCAAUGACGACUUAAAAGAGAUCGCGGUGAGUUGCAAAAACCAGUCGGAGUUGCGAAGGUUAGCUAUCAACAGCACUUCAUUAAACGAAGCCAUAAAGGUCCUCUGUCAGGACCCUAUUGAUCAAUCUGAACACGAGAAUUUGAUACUACUUUGUGAUCCGCACCACACGAACGGUCACUGCUGUGGCGGAAUAAGUUAUCAUCCACUUUCACAGCUGUGCUGUUCAGGCGCUAUUCAACCGGUUAGUGGUCCUCAAUACUCUUGCUGCGGGAAAACUUUCUACAAUACUGGAACACAGCUCUGUUGCUCAGGUGUCGUGAGACCAAAGAGUCACUCACAAAACGCUUGCUGUGGAACUUCAGCUUACGACACUACCAGACAGAUCUGUUGCAUUAAAUCCAUCUUUCCAAAAUUCUACGGCAGAACUCUUGCCAAAUGUUGUGGAUCUGCACGCUAUAAUCCCACCACCGAAGGAUGCUGUGCUUGGAGACAGCCAUAUUCUACCUCUACUCAACUCUGCUGUGGAGGAAAGGUUGUUCAGAAAAUCAGAGGCUAUGCCUGCUGUGGAAAAAGAGUUUAUAACACCAACACCCAGCUAUGCUGUGGUGGUGUUGUUCAUCCAAUACCAAGACAUGGACCGGUGAGCUGUUGUGGCACCACAGUGAUCUUCACCAAUCAUCAAAGUUGCUGCGGCAAUAGAGUGUAUAACCCAUCAACUCAGGUUUGCUGCUCAGGAGUAAUCUCCAAAAAACCACACGGUGUAUCAAAUCCAAGAUGCUGUAAAACCCUACCCUACAACCCAAACACUCAAUUUGUUGCUCAGGAGUAA